AAUGGGAUUCUAAGCACAUUCAGAGAUCAUAUUAUUGAACUUCCUAUGAAAAUCCCAUUUUUAGCGACAGUUAUUUCUCUUGCAUCGACAAAAGAGGCAUCAAUAGGGAAAUAUACAGUAGAAUUUAUGGCAACGGCAGCGCAAGCAUUUCUUGAUGGAGGUGAAUGGAGAAAAUUUAAGUUAAUUCUUCGAUUUCUUGUUUAUGCGACAUCGAUUAUUGAUGGAGAUGGAGUAUUAAAUAUACUAGAUGGAUUGACACAGCGUAUUUCUGAAGUAUCUAAAGAUAUGUCAGAAAAAGGAGAUUUUAAUACCAAAUUUCAUGCGGAUGAACUGGCGUAUGUUUUUCUUAUUACAGUUCCAUAUGUAAUAGCACGGUCAACGGAAGUUUCAUGUGGAUUUGAUACACUUUUUUCGUAUGUAGAUCGUGUUGAAGCAUAUAUGAAGUAUCGCUCAGUUGAUCUUUCAUUGUUACAACCAUUUAUAGAAGACGAAGCAUCUCAAGAUGUAGAAAUUCUUGAGGAAUUAUGGAAUCAAGUUCAAUAUAUGAAAAACGGGAAAUACGAUGCAAACAUAUUUCUGCGACCAUGGUUGAAAUUUGAAAUACAAUUAGCAAAUACGCCUAAAUUUGCAUUACCAGCAAUAGUUUUUCCGAAAACUUUUGAUAAUGCAGGGAGAUUUUAUUUUCCUGAAUCACAUUUUCGUAUUUUUGGCCAACCAGAUCAAAUAAAUUUAUCAUUUCAAACUAUAGCAAGUUCAGUUAUAAAGGAUCUUGUUGGUGAUAUUAUUGAUAUUAUGGAAUUUAAUCGAAAAGAAGCUGCACGUUUUCUGGCAGAUUUAUCUUUUUAUUUUGCACCCAAUCUAUUUGCUUCUGAAACAUUUUCUAGUGAAAUAAAUGACACAAUGGAUACACUUACGGAAUGGAAAUCUGAAGAGAUUAUUUUGGAAACAAUAUUUGGACGAUUAUUUCGAUUGCCCAAACCACUUCAACCACCUAUAUAUUAUCAUUCUCUUUUAAUAGAACUUUGUAAAUUAAUUCCGAAAAAAAUAGCACCAUCUUUAGGAUAUAUGAUUAGAUAUAUAUACCAGACACUUCCACGCCUUGAUCCUGAAAUUUCUUUUAGAUUUUGGACAUGGUUUUCUCAUCAUUUAAGUAAUUUUAAUUUUAGCUGGAAAUGGGAUGAAUGGACAUCUAGUCUUGAACUUGAUUUAAUGCACCCUAAAAGAACAUUUAUAGCAGAAACGAUAGAAAAAGAACUCUGUCUAAGUUACUAUUCCAAAAUUAAAGAAUCACUUCCUGAAGCAUAUCAUAUAUUAUUACCCGAGGAACCUUCUAAUCCUUAUUUUGAUUAUGAAUUACCAAAUUCUAAAUAUUACGCAGAAGUAGGAACUUUACUUGAAACAAUGAAAGUAAAUACAGAGCAAUCAGAAACAGAUGUUGCAUUAGAAAUUAUUGAAAAAACAGCUAUUGAAAACAAUGAAAAUGAUCCUCCAUAUGAGGCUCUUAAAGCUUUAGUACAAUGUGUUUUACAUUUAGGAGCAAAAUCUUUCUCUCAUGCUUUGAAUACUAUUGAGCGUAAUUUGCCAGGAUUGCAAGCACGCUGCAAUGCAAAUGAAAAAACACGCCGGCAAACUAUUGAUAUUAUUAUUAAAUUUUGGAAAGAUCAACCAACAAUUGGAACAACUCUAAUUAAUAAAUUUUUGAAUUAUUCUAUCAUUGAUUCAGUAUCAAUUAUAGAAUGGAUAAUUUUGGAUGCAGACGUUGAAUAUAUUGGCAGAAGUUUUACCUGGGAAUUAAUGAAGAUAGCCUUGAAUAAAGUAAAUUCCACACCUGUUCAAAUUAAAGAUCGUAUAAAUAUGGAAAUCUCUCAUAAUGAACCAGGAAGUUUGUCGAAUUAUCGAAAAGCCUAUGAUGAAGUAUACAUGAAGCGAGAAGCUGUUUUUGUUACAAUUUUUGAAAAAUUUCCAAAAUUAUUUGACCGUGCUAAAGUUUCACAAAAAAAAAGUAAUGGUAUUGAGAAAAAUAAAACAUUAGAUAACCAGACAGUAUGGCAACUUUGGUGGGCUAAAGGACUGUUUAAAGAAAUUGCACGAAGAUAUUAUUAUGAAAUAUCAAAUCUUUCAGAUGCAUUAAACCCUGUCAUAAAAGAUAAAUAUAUUAAAGAAAUAUUCGAAAAAGUUAGAAAUCUAAACAAAAUUAUAUAAUUGUAAUAAACAACAUGAAAACAAUAUAUCAGUACGAUUUUCAUUU
Messenger RNA from Pneumocystis carinii B80, 2248 nucleotides. RefSeq lists its product as hypothetical. Gene Ontology annotation, biological process: nuclear-transcribed mRNA catabolic process, nonsense-mediated decay; mRNA export from nucleus. The record is from RefSeq and is a predicted model, not a curated record. Gene Ontology annotation, cellular component: nucleus; nuclear cap binding complex. NCBI's taxonomy places the organism in Eukaryota, Fungi, Ascomycota, Pneumocystomycetes, Pneumocystales, Pneumocystaceae. The transcript is spliced from 8 exons. The coding region runs from base 46 to 2202 and encodes 718 amino acids. Gene Ontology annotation, molecular function: RNA cap binding; mRNA binding.